Colletotrichum phormii is the source of this 1137-nucleotide messenger RNA. RefSeq lists its product as uncharacterized. The transcript has 3 exons. The record is from RefSeq and is a predicted model, not a curated record. Bases 1 to 1137 code for a protein of 378 amino acids. Lineage: Eukaryota; Fungi; Ascomycota; Sordariomycetes; Glomerellales; Glomerellaceae.
AUGGCCCAUAUGACUGAACGAUGCGCGAGCCUGGAAGAUGUCAACGAUUCCAACCUCUACAUUGAACAGCUCAAGUCAACAACGAGCUUCAACAUCAUCGAACUUGAUCGAUGCAAAGAAGAGAUAUGCGGCGCCAUCUGGGGCGAUGCCAACCCCGAUAUCUCAGGAAUAGGGGUUUCUAUCGGUUACGCCGUCGAACUAGCCCUGGGCUUCGUCCUAGCCUCCCUCGUAUUGAUGAUACGCCAAAGACACGGUCCAAGAGCAGAGUUCUUCCAACUUGUUCUCAAAGCCGGCUUCGACGCCUUCUUCGAGUUCGCAAUUUACUUUGCCAUUGCCAUCGAAAUCGCAGCGGUAGUCAUGCUCGUCAACAAGGACUUUGGCAUAUCCACAGCCGGCUUCGGCGCCAAUGAAGCCCAAAUCGCCCUCGCCGUCUCCGUCGUCUGCAUUCUCCCGCUUCUGUACCCCAUCGCCCUUUCACCCCUGGACCUGUUCCAUCCAGAGAGCGAAAGACAGGCGCAGCAGAACAGCAGAAAAUUGCAACAGCGCCAGAGACGACAACGGGACUUCAGCCUGGUGCUCUUCGCCCUUGUCUGCGUCUUGUUCUUCUACCCGUUCCUGUCGCAGUGCAUACACAACUGGGCACCGCUCCGCGUAGGCGAGGGCAAUGGCGGCGAUGGGAAAACAUACCUCACAGAGGAGGAGUGGGAGAGGAUCCGGGACAUGUGCUUUGGCAAGGUCAACAACUUCACCGUCAGUGAGCAUUGGGCCCUCGCCGUAUGCGAGAUCAUCGCCUCGUUACUCAUCUUCUUAUUCAUGUUGUGGCAUGCCAUGGAGCUUGGCAUCCGCAGGAUCGCGGGCGUGGGCGAGUCAGAGUCUGGUCCAGGCUCUGCUCUGCUGCUGUUCGUCCCGCUUUUCUUCGGUUGCGCACUUCUUUGGUGCAUCUUCCGUCUGAGGAGCAUUCAGGCAGCGGCGGCGAGCAACAUGGGGAGUGAGUAUGCUGGGAACGACUGGGGGUUUGGGCAGAUUGUUGGCAUCAUCAUCUUUGCUCCUGUUCCUACGGAGAUGCUAUUUGCGGCGUGGGAGGCACGGUCUCUUGUUUUGACGAGUGAUUACGACAGCGUGAGUAGUCGCAGCUAG